This is a messenger RNA of Pollicipes pollicipes, 8242 nucleotides long. RefSeq lists its product as uncharacterized. NCBI's taxonomy places the organism in Eukaryota, Metazoa, Arthropoda, Thecostraca, Pollicipedomorpha, Pollicipedidae. Gene Ontology annotation, cellular component: Golgi apparatus; endoplasmic reticulum. The record is from RefSeq and is a predicted model, not a curated record.
UGGCGGCGGUGGCGGCGGCGUCGGUGGCGGCGUCGGUGGCGGUGGCGUCGGUGGCGGCAGAUACGAGCCACCGCCCUGAUGCCGCCAGCUAUGACGGACCGACACCCUACAGCAUGAAGAGUCUGAAGCAGAUAUUCGACGAGGGCACGCCGCACCCGUCGUCCGGCUAUGACAGUUCGCUGACUACCACCUCUGAGGAAGUGGGCGACUCAGACCGGGGCACUGAGGUCGAGGUCCUGCCGUGGAAUGUCCAGCCCGCCGAGAACUACCCCCAGGGCCACGACUCGCAGACAGAAGAUGCUGAGACGACCCACUCAUCUGAGCCCCCCUCCAGCAUGGACGAGCAGGGGCCAGCCGACGGACCGGUCCAGUUCCGACAUGCUGGGAGCCGAGGACUGGGGAUCGCAGACGGGAUUCCUGGCGGCGCCGGACGGCGGCUCGUCGGCCGCAGCUCGCCGCCCAGGCCCCGGCUCCAGCUCCCGCAGCGCCACCGAGAUGAUCUACACCACCAACCUGGCGUGGCAGAACAUCGGUCCGACUGGCUGGGGCAGCGGCGGACAGACGCCACCCACGCCCGGCUCUCAGGAGACCCUGCCGCGCGCCCCCCUCUCGGCCGGGUCAAAAAACGCGCGCAGGGCCGCGCCCGCUCACCCUGAGUCUGGAGCGUGGCCCGCGCAGCAAGAGCCCGUCGGCGGCACUCGUCGCACGCCGUCCAGUGGCAGCCAGGGCGGCGGCCCACCCGGCAUGGUGUACAUGUCGGGCCUGAGUUACUCAGGCGCCGCUCAGUGGCCGCCGUCGCCGGAUACGCCGGCCUCGAGCGGCGGCAUGGGCACUCAGCUGGCGCCGUCCGCCGCCAGCCAGUCGCAGGAGCAGCUGGGCACACCGGCGCCGGCGGUGACGGCCGGGGCACCACAGUCCGAUGGGCUGGCCUACGCCAGCGGCCUCGCGUACGGCGGCGGCCCGGCACCCGGCCAGUGGCCACCCAGCCCGGAUACGCCAGGCUCACGAGCCAGCCGCACCUCGUCGGCCGGCGGGCCGCUGGCGCCGCAGGGCGCGCCCGCUCGCUACACGGACGGCCUCCUGUGGAGCGGCGCUCCAGACUGGCCACCCAGUCGAGCCACGCCCAGCCGCUCACUCGAGAAGCACGGCCCGUAUGGGCUCUCGUCCGAAGAGCGCAUCCGAGGCGUGGCGCAACAGAUGAUGGCGCGCGUGUCGCAGUCGCGGCCGUCCUCGUCGUCGUCGGUCGGUCCGCCCGGGGGCUACAUCCGCGGCCCCGUCAAUUGGCCACCGUCGCCACCGACGCCGAUGGGCCGCGACAGCGUCAUCAUCGACUCGGACCGGCAGACGGUGGUGGUGAGGCACGGCGCACCCGGCGCCAAGUACGCCGCCGGUAUGGACUGGGCCGGCCCGUCCGCCUGGCCACCCAGCGUGGCAACGCCCGCCUCCCGCGAGUCGGUUGGCGUAGUGCGGGGCAGGUCACGGCCUGGCUCGUCCGUCGCCGCACCGGCCGACCACUCGUCCUCGGAGACGCUCGUCCAGGGUCAGGACGGCAACAGCCCCAGAGAAGGAGACGUCCUGCCAUGGAGCAUGCGGCCAGCCUCCAACUACACGGCUCCGACGGACGGCAGCACGUCGACCCCAGUCUCCGGCCUGUACGCGCUGCCGCCCGACGACGACUACGACGGCCCGGCUCCGUACACGGCCGCCAGCCUGCAGCGCAUAUUCGACCAGGGCACCCCGCACGACGUGCCCAGCGCCUAUUUCACGCCCUCCGCAGUACUGCUGCUCGCAGGAGGAUUACUAUACGCCGGCACAGUCGGCCAACGAGAUGAUGGCCGAGGCGAGCGACUCCGGAAGCCACAGCCCGGCUCCGGGCGAGCGGGAGCGUACCCCACAACAGGAGCAGAGACAGGAGCAGGAGCACGAACGGCAGCGCGGACAGGAGAGCGACAGGGAGCAGGAGACGCGUGUGCUGGAGCCGGCUGUCUCCUCCGAGGAGCAGGAAGCGCCCUACGCGAAGACACCGAGCGGGCAGAGCAUCGACGAUGGCGAGCUGGCCCACUACCAGGAGCGUGAGGAGUUCGCAUCGCGAGGCCAGCGCCUGAUGAGCCGGUACGAGGGUGUGCAACCAUGUCUGCCGCGAGAGGCGCUGCAGCGGGGCACCGACGGCGGCUCGGAGCCCUUCUCGUCACCGCGCACUGAUGCCAGCGCCCAGUAUGAGCCGGCGCAAGGCGAGUAUGGCUACCAGCAGUACCCGCAGGGCUACGAGCCGCCGCAGAUGUGGUACGGGCACGAACGAGCGUCGCUGCCGUCCGACGCCGGUUCGGAAAUUGCGCCCGCCAGCUUACGCCACGUCCGACUACGGCCAGUCACAGGGAGAGUCGGACUAUCCGGCCAGCCUGGACGACACGUCCUCGAUGGGCGCCUCCACUGAGCUCGGCUAUGGCGCGCAGCCGCCGACGCCGGCGAUGCUGGCGCCGCCAAUCACCGAGGACGAGAACUAUGACGGGCCCAGUCCGGAUACGACGCGCACGCUGGCAAGUAUCUUCGCCGCGGGUACACCGUACGGCGGCCAGGGCUCCGCGGGAGGCGGAGCGCCUCCGGAAGACAGACGCGGCACUGGAGCGCCGCCAGGGGCGUACGAACCGGCGCAGGGCGAGUACGGCUACCAGCGGUACCCGCAGGGCUACGAGCCACCGCAACUGUGGUACGGCCACGAGCGAGCGUCGCUUUCGUCGCAAGGUACCAGCGAGAGAUCAGCACCGACCAUUGCCCGACCGGACUCAUCUGAUCAAUCUGCAUUUGAGGAUGCCGAAGAUUUCGACUACAUGAGCCCAGAUACUACGCGCACGCUCGCACGCAUACUGGAAGGCGAAACCCCUUACCCGGUGGAGGAGAGCAUGGCCAGGCCACCCCCCACUGGCGUCUCAAGAGGUUUUCUGGACGGCGGAGAAGGGUACGAGCCGGCCCAAGGCGAGUACGGAUACCAGCGGUACCCGCAGGGGUACGAGCCACCGCAAUUGUGGUACGGCCACGAGCGAGCUUCGCUGCCCUCUCCAGGAACAGAGGGCAGAGGGUCCGGCAGUCAGCCGGCCACCGAACCGGCUGCUCUGCCAGAUGACUCAAACCUUGAUUACGUCAGCCCCGACACUACUCGCACAUUAGCGAGAAUCUUUCAACAGGGAACACCAUAUCCUGUUGAAGGCGGGGAGGUUGGUGACCUUGGAGCCUCACCAGAGGGACCUCCAUCAGGAGGAGGUCGGGACGGUGGAGAGGGGUACGAGCCAGCCCAGGGGGAGUACGGCUAUCAGCGGUACCCGCAGGGGUACGAGCCGCCGCAGAUGUGGUACGGUCAUGACAGGGCAUCGCUUGCGGCUGUGCCAUCACAGCAAAAGACAGACCAGGCAAAUGCUUCCGCGCCUAUCUCUAUGGAGACGGAAGAUUAUGACUUUGUGAGCCCGGACACCACAAAGACGUUAGCUCGCAUACUUCAAGGAGAAACACCGUAUCCUCUUUCUGGAGAGGCUGGUGGUUCUGGUGUUAGUGAGGGCCCUCCAGGAGGAGGUCAGGUCGGAGGUGAAGGGUACGAGCCAGCCCAGGGAGAGUACGGCUAUCAGCGGUAUCCGCAGGGGUACGAGCCACCGCAGAUGUGGUACGGUCAUGACAGGGCAUCGCUCCCGGCUGUGCCGUCACAGAAAAAGACAGACCAGGCGCAAAAUGCUGCCCCUAUCUCUAUGGAAACGGAGGAUUACGACUUUAUGAGCCCGGAUACCACGAAAACGUUAGCUCGUAUUCUCCAAGGCGAGACACCAUAUCCUGUUCCUGGAGAGGCUGGCGGUUCUAGUGUUAAUGAGGUUCCUGCAGAAGGAAUUCAGGUCAGAGAGGAGGGGUACGAGCCAGCACAGGGAGAGUACGGAUAUCAGCGGUACCCGCAGGGGUACGAGCCACCGCAGAUGUGGUACGGCCAUGAUAAAGCCUCACUUCCGUCACAGCAAGAAGUCGACCAGGCACAAACACAGGGACAAGGUCUUGCUGUCCUGCCCGAAGCCGAAAAUUACGACUUUGUGAGCCCGGACACCACCAAGACAUUGGCUCGCAUAUUUCAGGACGGCACUCCAUAUCCUGUCCCGGGCGAGGUUCCCGAUGAUGGACCAGGAGGAGGACCACCCGGAGGAGGACCGCCCGGUAGAGGCCCUCCCGCGGGAGGUCCACCCGGAGGAGGCCAGGAUGACGCCGAGGGGUACGAACCCGCCCAGGGUGAGUACGGUUACCAGCGGUACCCGCAGGGGUAUGAACAGGCACAAAUGUGGUACGGCCACGACAGAGCUUCACUUUCGCAGCCAGGGGAACGCAGCAGACAAGCCACGAGUGCCCUAUCCGCUCCAGCGCCGGUUCCCGUGGCCGAAGACGAAGACUACGAAAGCAUCAGUCCCGACACGACCCGCACGCUGGCACAGAUCUUCGAGUCCGGCACCCCGCACAGCGGCCAGGUCCGACCCCAGCAUUCGGCUUUGCGCAGCGACCGGGAGGCGGUGCUCAUGACGCCCGACAGAUGCUCAACCGCAGAAGCUGACGACGAUAACCUCGCGGCCACCUGCCAGGACCUGGGCACCUGGUCGGAGACGUCGAUCGGCUCGGUAGCGACUCCGCAAGCCAGCCGGAGCGCCGAGUACGUGCCGGCAGCCGGCAUGUACGGCUUCCAGCCACCGCUGGGUCCGCCCAGCCGAGGCUCAGUCGAGUACCUGCCCGAGCCGGACGGCACCUACACGCAGGGACUGUGUGCCUUCGCCUGCCCCGACUCUUGGCCGCCGACGCCGCCGACGCCGCGCUCCGAGGAGGAUGUGACGUCGGCCGGGGAGGGCGGUCAUCAAGUGUCGCCGGCACGCAGGGGGCAGUACAUGGAAGGCCUCAACUGGGACGAGGUCAAGAGGUGGCCGCCAACUCCCGAGACGCCCAGCUCUCUGGAGGAUGUCCGGCCGUCUGAGGGCACCGGUCCAGGCCGGACCGCGCCCGUUCCACUCAGCCCAUACACACAAGGCCUGGUCUGGGACAGUGUGAAGGGGUGGCCGCCCACUCCACCGACGCCCUCCUCCAAGGAGAAGCUGGCACCGGAAGGCGCGCUAGCAACGCCCCUCCAAGAGGGCACUCCGCACGCACCCCACGGCAAGCCACCGUCAGGGUCAGACGGGGAGGGCCACGAGCCGGCUCAGGGUGAGUACGGCUUCCAGCGUUACCCGCAGGGGUACGAGCCGCCGCAAAUGUGGUACGGCCACGAGCACGCCUCCAUCGCGUCACCGCGCAGCUCGCAGGACCUCGGCAGCCAGGCUGUCUCCUCCGGCGACCCGUCUCCUCGUCUGGACGUGAUUCCACGCGACGGCGGCGACUACGAGCCGGCACAGGGUAUCUACGGCUUCCAGCGGGUGUUCGCCACUGACGCCAGCGCCGACGCGGCGCAACCAGCCGCUGCCGCCGCCGCUGAGUCGGCCGAGAACUUUGACGGCCCCAGUCCGGACACAAGCCGCAGUCUGGAGCGCAUCUUCGAGGCGGGCAGUCCGCACCCGACCGUCGGCGAGCAGCGCACGCUCACGCCGUCGCCGAACCUGCCCGCCUUCCUGGAGAAGCUGACGAGCAGCUCCGAGUCGGAGGACAGCGCCAGCCGGCAGCGGCGUCGGCCGUCCGAGUCGGCGCCGGCCGUGCGAGUGCCACGGAACCGCUUCUACUCGAUGGAAGAGAUGUGCACAACGGCACCGAGCCCGCCCAAUCUGGCCCUUUCCUCCUCGAGCCUGCACGUCACGCGCUCAGUCCGAUCCGGUGACCAGCAGUGCUACCUGCCCUGGAUGCACCGGGCACCAGUUCCGUACAGAAGUCCGCAGACCGCGCAGUUCGUAGAUUACCAGGAGCCACCGCUCGUGGACAUGGAUGACGUGAGUAGCGUUCCAACGCCCACAUCCGACAGAUCUCGCCGCUCAGACUCGGACAAGACACAGCCGUCAGAGCCUCCAGGCGACUACUUCGCGCCGGCGGGCGGCAGCAGCGUGGACACGCCGUCAUCUGGGAGGUACGAGCCGCCGCCGGACGCGGCCAGCUACGACGGACCAUCGCCCUACACGGCCGCCAGUCUGCAGCGCAUCUUCGACGCCAGUACCGGUGGCAAGCAGCAAGAAUCUCCCCUUGCUGGCGAGUCUAAGUCUGUUGAGUCGGCACACAACGACAUUGAGGACAUGCUGCAGCGUCUCCGCUCUCUCGAGUCUCGGCUACACUCUGUGGAGGAUGAGUCGCAGAGCAAGGACCGCCAGAUCCAGGAUCUGCUCUCGAGGCUAGAGGGUCUGCUGACUUCUGGCGGUGCCGACGGGCAGAGCGACCUAAACGAGCGACUCCAGUCGGCGACCGAGACCGUUGCCAAGCUCGAAGAAACUGAGGGCAAGCUCGAAAAGGAAUUGGCGGACGCCAAAAAAGAGAUCGACAGCUAUGUUGCUAAGUUGGAGUCGUACCAGGGCCGUUCUGAGGAGAUUGAGAUGCGCCUGGCCGAGUCGCAGCGACUGCAGGCGGCUGGUGACCAGCAGCUGCAGGAACUGGCGCAGCAGUGCGGCCAGCUGGCGGCCGAGCGAGACCAGUUGGCGCGACAGCUAGAGGAGAGCGCCGCCAUCGUCACGGAGAAGGAGGCGCGCGUUGACCAGCUGGUGCAGCAGCUGCAGGAGUACAGCGACCGUGUGGCGCAACUGGAAGCAGAUCUGAAGGAUGGUGUUGUGCCAGCCGACUCGGCCGACAUCGCCGCCGAGAACCAAUAUCUCCGAAAUCGGGUGGAGGAAUUGGAGCAGGGGCAGCAAACCGAGGAACAGUGGAAAGAACAGGCUGAGGAAGCGGACGAGCGCGCCCGGGCGAUGGAGAAGGCACUGGACCAGCUAGCCUCGGAGAAGCGGACGGAGGAGGAGCGGCGCCGAGAGGUUGAGACGCAGCUGGUGCAGAUGGUGCGCAAGACGUCAGUGGCGCGUGUCACCGCCUCCGAGGAUGACACAUCCGCCACUGAGGAGAGCAGCGCCGACGACCUGUUGGACCCGCAGCUGUGCCGCCGGCUGCAGCAGCUGCUGGACAAGCUGCAUGGCCAGGGUCUACAGGCGCUCAACUUAGUGGAGCUGCGCUUUGUAAAGGCGUACGCCACGCCGAGUCAGCUGACGCCGCGAGCGCUACCGGCCGAGGCGGCCGUCCAUGUGUCGGACAUGGACACGGCCACCCUGCAGCGGGCCUUGGCACGGUUGGCCGACGAACUGGGCAACGCCGAACAGGAAAUGAACGCCAAGGUGAAGCAGCUGGCCGUCAGCCUGCAGGAGGAGACAGGUCUGGUGCAGGAGCUGCAGACGACGCUGGAGGCAGAGCACCAGACCAAGCUGACGCUGACUGAGCGGCUGAGCGAGACGCGCACGGCCAGCGGCGCGCUCGAGACGGAGCUGACGCAGUUACAGGGGCGGCUGCGCGGUGCCGACGAGCGGCCCGACAAAGCCCGGUCAGACGCGGACACCCGGCUGCGCGAGUUCGCCGCCGCCAAGACGGCUACCCAGCAGCUCGUGGAGCGCGAGCAGAAGAUAAUGCAGGAGCUGAUCCGCACAACCGACGCCGGCUGCAAGGACCUUGCGCGGGUGAUGACGUGCCUAGCCAAGCUGGACGGGGCCGGCGACCAGAUUGUCGAGCUGUGUGCCGACCCGGGCAACCAGAGCGCCGUCAAGCGGCUGGCGGAGGAACUGCUGGCAGAGCAACAGCGCUGUCGCGACAUGCUGGCUUGUCUGGAGUGCGAGCGCGGCCGUGCGGGUCAGCUGUCGCAAGAGCUGGACCAGGGGCGCGCCCAGGCCCAGGCCGACGGCAAGACAUCAGAGCAGCUGGGACAGCGUGUCUCCGAGCUGGAGCAGCGCUCAGAGAAGCUCAGGAAACAGACAGAUGCGGCGUGCGCUGAGGCGCAGGAAGCGGGCACCGACGACCAGGCGCCGCUGGAGGCCCAAGUGAAGCGGCUGCUGCAGGAGUUGCGGCAGGUGCAGGGAGCCCGCCAGAAGGCAGCAGAUGACGUGCAGAAGCCGGCGGCUGAGCUCAGCCAGCUGACGGCAGACUUGCGUCUCUCGGCCGCCGACGCUCUCACCACGGUCGCCGCCAUCGUGGACACGAACGUGGACGCCGAGCGGAUCCGGACCCGGAUCAUUCAGCUGGGUACCGAGCUGGCUGGCCGGGACGUGUCACCUCCCUCCGCUCCUGCCCC